AAACUUGCAACCGAGCAAUUCAGGGAAAAGCUCGGCGAGGGAGGAUUUGGGUCUGUUUUUGAAGGACAGCUUGGUGAUGAAAGAAUUGCAGUAAAACGUUUGGAUCAUGCUGGUCAUGGAGAAAAGGAAUUUUUGGCAGAGGUUCAUACAAUUGGCAGCAUCCAUCAUAUAAAUUUGGUGAGAUUGGUUGGUUUCUGUGCCGAGAAGUCAAGGAGGCUCUUGGUUUAUGAGUAUAUGGCCAAAGGAUCCUUGGACAGGUGGAUCUAUUGUCGGCAUGACAGCAAUGCUCCUCCUCUGGAUUGGAGGACGCGUUGUAAGAUUAUUGCUAACGUCGCUAAAGGCCUGUCUUAUCUUCACGAGGAGUGCACCAAAAGAAUUGUUCAUUUGGAUAUCAAACCGCAGAAUAUCCUCUUGGAUGAAAACUUCAAUGCCAAAAUUUCUGAUUUUGGACUAUGCAAGCUCAUUGACAGGGAUACGAGUGAAGUGGUUACUAGAAUGAGAGGCACACCUGGCUAUUUGGCUCCUGAAUGGUUGACAUCGCAGAUCACGGAAAAGGCCGAUGUCUACAGCUUUGGCGUUGUGGUCAUGGAAAUAAUCAGUGGAAGAAAGAACCUCGACACCUCUCAGCCUGAAGAGAGCAUCCAUCUUAUCACCCUAUUGGAAGAAAAGGUGAAGAGUGAUCAGUUAGCAGAUCUAGUCGACAAGCAGAGUGACGACAUGGAAGUGAACAAGCAAGAGGUGAUUCGGAUGAUGAGGAUGGCAAUGUGGUGUUUGCAGAUUGAUUGCAAAAAGAGGCCGAAAAUGUCAGAGGUUGUCAAAGUCUUGGAAGGCACCAUAAACACAGAAAGCAACAUAGAUUAUAAGUUUGUUGCAACGACUCCAGUGAACUUUGGCGUGGCAGGAGAUGCAUGCUCGUCAGCUCCACCUCUGGCUUCAGAUGUAUCAGGCCCCAGAUGAAACGAGACUGUCCUGAGAAGAUAGGCAACCAGAUUAUGUAUAGGAGAUAUGUGCGUCCACACAAACAAAAACAUGGUUUGUUGUAUUUUAUCAAAUUACAGCAAUCCAAAGCCCCUUAAUAUAGUUAUUUUCAUUCUUGUUAUCCAUCUGCGACUCCUCCGCAGUAA
Messenger RNA from Triticum dicoccoides, 1124 nucleotides. Its product is annotated as G-type lectin S-receptor-like serine/threonine-protein kinase SD2-5. The annotation marks the transcript as partial. Gene Ontology annotation, biological process: protein phosphorylation. NCBI's taxonomy places the organism in Eukaryota, Viridiplantae, Streptophyta, Magnoliopsida, Poales, Poaceae. Gene Ontology annotation, molecular function: ATP binding; protein kinase activity. The record is from RefSeq and is a predicted model, not a curated record. The transcript has a single exon.